CCAAUCCACAGCGGCGAGUGCAAGUGGGGUCGCGCAUGCAUAGUGCCGCGCGAGUGCAACCUGGGCUUCCCGCACGGGCCCACAGCGGCAGACGCUCCCGAAGGUCUCAAGGCGGCGGUGUGGUGAAGCGCAAGGCGGCGGUGUGGCGGCGCACCAUCGCAUGCGUUGCCACCAUCACCAUGGCGUCGUACCUCGUCGGCGGCUUGCUCGGCCGCCCCGGUGCCGCCAAGGCCAUGGCGCGCACGGACGCUGCACCCGCUGAUGCGGCGGCGGCGGGCAGUAGCGGGGGGGCGGGCAGCAGCGAGGGCGGGCAGUGGUACUUCAGCCGCGAGCACAUCGAGAAGCACUCGCCGUCGCGUGCUGAUGGCAUUGACUUGCGGCGUGAGACAUACCUGCGCCGCUCCUACUGCACCUUCCUGCAGGACCUCGGCAUGCGCCUCCGCGUGUACGCCCCACCCUCACGCCCUUCCCCCGCCCCUACGCCCUUCCCCCGCCCCUCACGCCCUUCCCCCGCACCUCAACCGUUGCACUUGCCUGUCCUGCUCGCAUUUGGGCAAAUGGUCUGCCAGCCGCAGAUCACAAUAGCGACAGCCAUAGUCUUCUGCCAUCGCUUCUUCAUGCGCCAGUCGCACGCCAAGAACGACCGCUAUGCGAUAGCGACGGUGUGCAUGUUCCUGGCGGGCAAGGUGGAGGAGACGCCGCGUGCGCUGAGGGAGGUGGUGCAGAAGAGCCUCGACGCGCAGGCCAGGAAGGACCCCGCCGCCGCUGCCAAGCUGCCCCACAAGGAGGAGCAGCAGAAGGAGCUGAUUCUGGUGGGCGAGGGGCUGGUGCUGGCGACGCUGGGGUUCGACCUGAACGUGGCCCAUGCGUACAAGCCCCUCGUGGCCGCCAUCAAGCGCUUCAAGGUCGCCCAGCAGGCGCUCGCCCAGGUCGCCUGGAACUUCAUCAACGACGGGCUGCGCACGUCGUUGUGUCUGCAGGUGCGAGCAGAGCAGUUUGCAGCGGGCGCCAUCAGCCUGGCGGCCAAGUUCCUGCGAGUGAAGCUGCCGGGCGACUCCCACUCGCCCUGGUGGGCCGACUUCAACGUCUCGCCCACACUGCUCCAUGACGUGAGUGUGCAGCUGUUGGAGCUGUACGAGCAGGUGCGCCUCGCCCCCAACCCCACCCACGCCGCCUCCCCUGCCAUCGCCAUCGCUCCCUCCGCUGCUGCUGCCGCCCGCGCCACCUCCCGUGGGGCCACCUCGUCCCUCUCCUCGCACCCCCCCCUCGCAUCCGCCACCACCAGCAACAGCGCGCCCUCGCAGGGGAGGCCGUCAGCUGGCGGCUUCAGAGACUCGCGGGGCGCCCCUGGUGGCGGCGGGGCUGUGGGCGCGCAGGGAGUGAGACGGCACAGUGACGGGGAGAGGGAGCGUGACGUGGAGAGAGGGGGCCAGCGGGAGAGUGAUCGCAGGAGGGAGCGGGAGGCGGUGAAGGGCAGGGAUGGGAGGGCGGGCGGUAGCGUGGGAGGUGAGGGUGGAGCGAGUGGGGAUGGCGGGCGGAGGGCAGGUGAGGCAGGCACAGUGGAGGAGAGGGGAGGUCGGCAGAGUGGGGGCGAGUCAGAGUACGGCGGACAGGGUGGGGAGUCACAGAGGCGAGGCAGGGAUGGAGCAGUGCAUGAAAGGGAAGGGGGAGAAGGGAGAAGGGGCAGCGAGGGAAGCAAAGAGGGGGUGGAGGAGGAGGAUGGGGAGAUAGGCGAGUGGUCAGGCGGGCAGGUGGAGGAGCAUGGCAGCCCGCCUCAAGGGGGGCUGGCCAAGGGGGGGCGGGGCAGUGCGGUGGAUGAGGGCGAAGGUGCAGAGGGGAGGAGGAAGAGGAGGUGGGGCGGGGAGGAGGAGAUGGAGUAUGAGGCGAUGCUGGCUGACGUGGACGUGGGGGCGCGAGGCACGGGGGGGGUGAGGGAGAGGGAGAGGGAGAGAGGCAGGAAUGAGACGCAGCAGCAGUGGGGUGGGGUGAAGGAUGGGAGUGGGGAGAGGCAGCAGCAGGUGAGGGCUCGCGUGGCGUCUGUGGAGGGAGGGGCGGGUCGUGACGGGGCAGGCGGUGCGGGCGAGAGGGAGGAGGGCGAGGAGGGCGAGGCGGGGGAGAUAGGGGAGGCGGGGGAGGUGGGUGUGGAGGAGCGGGGCCGGGGGGAUGCAGAGGAUGGUGGGCGUGCAGAAGGCAGGGGGCGGCGGGGUGGCAUGGAGGUGAACGGGCAUGGAGGGGCGGAGCGCAGUGCCAUGGACCUGAACCGUGGCGCGGAGGAGGCAGCAGCAGUGCGCAGCGGUGGCAGCAGGGGUGGGGCGAGCAGCCGAGGGCUGUCUGGUGGUGGUGCUGGCGGCAGCAGUGCUGCUGGUAGAGCUGAUGCUGGUAGAGCCGACCACAAGGCGUCACAUGAUGGCGAGGAGCACAGAGCGGUGCAGCGCGGUGCGUUGAGGCGAGUUAGAGAUGCGGACGAGGCUGGUGAUGGCGAUGGUGAUGGCGAUGGGGAGGGAGGGAGUGGGAGACACAGGAGUGGUGGCAAGUGGGGACGGCACAAGAAGGCUCGCAUGGACCCAUGA
Molecule: messenger RNA, 2570 nt
Organism: Closterium sp. Naga37s-1
Lineage: Eukaryota; Viridiplantae; Streptophyta; Zygnematophyceae; Desmidiales; Closteriaceae
Source: the annotation of a GenBank genome assembly